UCCGUAAGGCUUGUUUUUUUUAACCUCUGCCGGUAGCUAGCUAGCUUUGUCCCUCAUGUGGAAAUAUAGUUGCCGGGAACGGGGAAGGAGGCAGCGAUCCUCGAACCGGGUUCGUCGAUCCGGAUCGAGGGUCGGUGUCGACAUGGGGAACGCCACGAGUCGGACGCUAGAAUGGAACGACAUUCAGCGAACCAAAGCGACGACUGUGGAUCUCGAUUCCAACUCACCGUCGCCAACAACAGAUGAGUAGCAUGUCGUGUUAUACCCUGGCAGAAGGUGGAAGCAUCUUCCCAUCUGGCGACGAACUCGUUGGGAAUCAAAAGACAGAGCAAGGAAAUUACUGGACACAAUGGAAUUCAAGGCUAUCUGAUGAUUUGAACACAACAAGCCUAUACUCAGACGAGCAUGAGAAUGGCAUCGAGCAAUGUUUCGACGACGCCGAUGAACAUGAGAGGAGCAGCCAACAGGAGAGGUCGUCAGCAUGUGCCAGAGUUGCAUCUUCAGAUUGCAGCACAGGGCCUUCAGAAGAACAAUCUGAGGGGCCAGCGCCGUUGGAACUACAACACUGCAAGGAAACAAACGACAUCUUCUUGAGUCAAUUUUCGGAUGAUGAAAUGAGGAUGAUGGAUGCGCCGUUUCAGGCACUUGAUAUGUUCCCUGGCUCCAUGCACAGGCUGUUGUCCUAUGAGAACAUGCUGAGUGGAGUAUUGACUGAUUCUCAAAAUCAAGAAGCAAAUCCGGGUCAUAAUGAAAUGGACACCAUGGAUACUUGCGGCUUUCCUUUGUUCAGCCAUGACUUGCAAAAUGAUCCUAGCAGUGCUGAUGGCAGCUUACAAACACUACUGAGUGCCUCCCAGGACAAGGCUGAGGUGAGCACCAUGAAGAGGAGUAGAUCAGUGGCCGAUAUAGAGAGCUCCUCCAACGGGGAAGUAGCAGUGCUUGAGGAACUUGAAGAUGUCAUGUUUCAGCUGACAAAGAAGACACGUGUAUGCCUCCGUGACGCUUUCUACAGGCUGGCUGAAAGCUCGGAAGUGCAGUGCACUGCUGUAAAUGGAGGGACACUGACGUGCUCAAACGAGCAAAGUUUUCAGCAAUCAGAGGGCACCGAAUCUAGCACCUCGACAUCAGACCGUGCAGAACGGGAGACGAACGCGAUAGACAGAACCGUGGCAAUCCUCGCGUUCAAGCCGGCUUCCUCAGCUGCAUGGGAAUGAAUGCUGCACCAAUGAUCCAAUGUCAUCCAUGCCUGGCUGGAUCAUCAAAGGUGAAGGAGGAGGCUUAGCGUUUGGAAGUACUUCCAUCCGCUGCCUCGCCAUUUUGCUUCAUGCAGAGAUGUAAAUGUACUACAUAGGUUGCUAGGACAUUUUGUUUUGAGCUUGCAAGUAGAGAGAGCCAGCAUGGUACAGGCUGAUCAUGUAUAAUGACUUGAUCUCUUUAUCAUUUUUUGCCGGCAAAAGAAUGAUGAUAUAUGUACUGUUAGUUAUACUUGGUAUCACUAUGCACAACAUUUUGGAUUCCAAAUGUUGAUGCUCGUUUCGGUUUGAAA
Molecule: messenger RNA, 1546 nt
Organism: Aegilops tauschii subsp. strangulata
Lineage: Eukaryota; Viridiplantae; Streptophyta; Magnoliopsida; Poales; Poaceae
Source: RefSeq, a predicted model, not a curated record